This is a messenger RNA of Penicillium olsonii, 2364 nucleotides long. The record is from the annotation of a GenBank genome assembly. Lineage: Eukaryota; Fungi; Ascomycota; Eurotiomycetes; Eurotiales; Aspergillaceae.
AUGGAUGGGGUGAUUACAAACGGCUCUAAUCCCUCUCCCCCAUCGCCUCCACCUCAGCCAAUGGAGCGCCCUCCAAGUCCACCUCCACCUCCUCCUGAAGACUCAGCCGCUCCGCCGCCGCCGCCAGACGUCGCAGCUCCCCCACCUCCGCCAGAGGAUGUACCUCCGCCGCCUCCGAUCGAAAACUCAAAAAAGAAGCAGGGUUGGGGUGUGAAGAAAGCUGCCAUCAAACCGUUGAGUGUGGAAGAGCUGAUUCGCAAGAAGAAAGAAGCAGAUGCAGCAACAGCAAAGCCAAAAUUCCUAUCCAAAGCUCAACGGGAGAAAAUAGCACUGGAAAAGCGAGCGCAAGAGGUUGAGGCAGAGCGACAGGCUAAGUCACGCUCCAAUGACGGAAAGCGCGACGAUCUUAAAACAACCCCGUCUACGGUGGGCCAUCGAGGAGAGUCGAAUCCCAAUGUCCCUACCGGGCCGCGCGCGAUGCGCGAUGAACGUCCAACGGGGCCUUCUUCUAUGCGCAAGGGCGAAAGACAAUCGAAUCGAAAUCAAGACAUGCCCCCACCAAAGAAAGGCGAAAAACGAUUAACCGAAGAAGAGGGACUCGAUGCACAGGCUGCUCUGACAAAAACACGAUACAUGGGUGCAGAGGUGACGUCAAAUUUCUCCGCCAAAAAGAAGCGCAAGCGCACGACAGACCGCAAGUUCAACUUUGAAUGGAACACUGAGGAGGACACAAGCGGCGACUACAACCCAUUAUAUCAAGACCGACAUGAGGCCAACUUCUUCGGCAGAGGACGUUUGGCAGGGUUCAGCGAUGAUGUCGCCGAUGAUGUGGCUCGCAAAUAUGCGGCGGCGCUGGUCACUCGCGACAAGGAGGCCGGUAGUAUACGCGCCCAGGAAAUUAUGGAAAUGGAACGCCGCCGCCGGGAGGAGAGCACGCGCAACCAGCUGGAUAAGCACUGGAGCGAGAAGCGUCUAGACCUUAUGCGCGAGCGAGACUGGCGAAUCUUCAAGGAGGACUUCAACAUUGCUACUAAAGGUGGCAGUGUGCCAAACCCUAUGCGUUCGUGGGAAGAAAGUUUACUACCAAAGCGUCUAUUGGAGCUUGUUGAUCACGUGGGCUAUAAAGACCCCACGGCUAUUCAGCGUGCAGCUAUUCCAAUUGCGAUGCAGGCCCGAGAUCUUAUUGGUGUUGCUGUUACAGGUUCCGGCAAAACGGCAGCAUUCCUCCUACCACUCUUGUGCUACAUUUCGGAGCUACCACGACUUGACGAGAAUGAAUGGCGCAAGAACGAUGGUCCUUAUGCGAUUGUUCUAGCGCCCACCCGUGAAUUGGCACAGCAAAUCGAGAUUGAAGCCAAGAAAUUUACACAGCCUCUUGGAUUCAACGUUGUCAGUAUUGUCGGAGGACAUUCGCUAGAAGAGCAAGCCUACAGCUUGCGCGAUGGUGCGGAAAUCAUCAUUGCUACCCCCGGUCGUCUAGUCGAUUGCAUCGAACGUCGCAUGCUGGUACUGAGUCAGUGCUGCUACGUGAUUAUGGAUGAAGCAGAUCGUAUGAUCGAUCUUGGUUUCGAAGAGCCCGUCAACAAAAUUCUCGACGCCCUCCCCGUCACCAACGAGAAGCCUGACUCUGAAGCAGCCGAGGACUCGCGCGCCAUGAGCCAACACCGUUACCGUCAAACUAUGAUGUACACAGCCACCAUGCCUGCAGCGGUCGAGCGCAUUGCUCGCAAAUACCUGCGCCGACCAGCCAUCAUCACGAUCGGUGGUGUCGGUGAAGCCGUCGAUACAGUCGAACAGCGGGUCGAAAUGAUCGGUGGUGAGGACAAGCGCAAGAAGCGCCUCGGCGAGAUCUUGUCCUCGGGUGACUUCCGACCUCCAAUCAUUGUUUUCGUCAACAUCAAGCGAAACUGUGAUGCCAUCGCUCGUGAAAUCAAACAGAUGGGCUUCUCCUCUGUUACUCUCCACGGUUCCAAGACACAAGACCAGCGUGAGGCCGCCUUGGCCUCCGUGCGCAGUGGUGCAACAGACGUCCUCGUGGCGACUGAUCUCGCUGGAAGAGGUAUUGAUGUUCCGGACGUGUCACUCGUCAUCAACUUUAAUAUGGCUCUCACUAUCGAGAGCUACACUCAUCGUAUCGGUCGUACUGGUCGUGCUGGCAAGAGUGGUGUUGCCAUUACCUUCCUUGGUAGUGAGGACAGCGAUGUCAUGUAUGAUCUGAAGCAAAUGUUGGUCAAGUCGCCCAUAUCAAGGGUCCCAGAAGAACUGCGCAAGCACGAAGCGGCGCAGUCAAAGCCCAAUCGUGGCGCUGGAGGGAAGAAGAUCGAAGACAGUUCUGGAUUCGGAGGUAAAGGAGGCUGGGCAUGA